GGAAGGACCAGCAGUUCCCCAGGGUCAUACACUUUAUUUAUUUGAUAUAGGCUACCACAAGUCACAUUAAUAUUUAAACAAUUUAUUCUUUUUUUGUCCCAGAUGCUGAAGCGUUCUGUAAAUACUCAGUAAACUUUGUAAAAACAGUUUGUGUUUGGUCUCUUUGUGUCUCCACACAGAUCGAUACUUCAAUAUUUAAUGUUAGUUAAAAUUAUAUUAUAUAUAUAUAGCUUUUUUCUUUUUUUGAGUGUGGCCCAUUUUUGUAUGUGAUACAACAUAUAGUACAUCUAUUAAAUGAAAGAUCAACCUACGCAGUUACUCAGUGUUUUAUUAGGCCAUAUGGUUCCUGAGUGAAGAUCCAGUGGGUUUCCCUUUUUAGCAGAUGUUUAAUCGGAUGUCGUCCCCUCAGGUCGGGUGUAACCCUCUCUGUGCCCAUGGAGAGGCAGCUGAUCCGUGCUUCUUCUUUUUUUUUUUAUGUAAAAUUAUAACACAAUACAUCCUCCCAUGCCUCAUGUCCACAAAAGAACGGAAUCAUCUACAUUAAGAUGAUAAAAAAUAAUGAAAGUGAAUCCAUUCAGCUAUUUUAAUGUCAUAGUGGUGUAACUGAAACAUAGUGAAAAGGAAGCUUAUAGAGGCUGCCUCUUUAUUAGACUGUGUAUAAAACCAUAUUUAGUAAAGCCUCCUUUUCUGUGGACAUGUUGUGGAAUAGCACACUCACAUAAAAGCUGGACUUGAUGCGUCAUAAUAUUUUAUUACUGUGUUGUAUGAAUCAUGCAGAGAACACGGAGCCCGCGCUGAGAGCCAGUGCAGAUUUUUGUGUGAUUUCAGCUCAAAUGAAUCUGUGUGUUCUCGUACUGAACUAUCAGUACCCUACAGCCUCAUAUUGCUUUACGUUUAACUGUCGGCUGUUCUCGGUUCCUUCUCGUGCCUCAUCGGUAUUCCUAGGCAAUCCUCGGCGCGCGCCCCCAGUCCAGCAGCAGCAGCAGCAGCAGCGGCGGCGGCGGCGGCGGCACGCGCAUCUCCAGAGAGAGGACAGGGCAUCCGCAGAGCCGGAGACGCUUCUGCGCGGACCUGGAAUCACGCCAUGAGCCCACACCGUGUGUGAUGGAGGUGAUGUUUCUGUAGGAGCCGCUACCUUAGACUGCUGUGAGGAGAAUCAUCAUCAUCAUCUCCACCAUGAAGCUGCUGUUUGUGGUCACCCUCUUAUGGCGCGAGGCGCUGUGCGGAUCUCCGAGCGUCCAGAUCGGGGGCCUGUUCCCGAGGGGUGCAGAUCAGGAGUACAGUGCGUUCAGAGUCGGCAUGGUUCAGUUUGGGAUGGCAGAUUUCAGACUGACUCCUCACAUAGAUAACCUGGAGGUGGCCAACAGCUUUGCUGUCACUAACUGCUUUUGUUCCCAGUUCUCUCGAGGCGUCUACGCCAUCUUUGGCUUCUACGACAAGAAGUCGGUGAACACCAUCACCUCCUUCUGUGAGACGCUUCAUGUCUCCUUCAUCACACCUUCUUUUCCAGCAGAGGGGAUGAAUCAGUUCGUUCUCCAGAUGAGGCCGGACAUCAAGGGCCCGCUGGUGUCAUUAGUGGAAUACUACAAAUGGGAGAAGUUUGCCUACUUGUAUGACAGUGACAGAGGUCUUUCUACUCUUCAGGUCAUAUUGGACACUGCAGCAGAGAAGAAAUGGGUGGUCACAGCCAUAAAUGUAGGAAACUUGAAGGAUGAGAGGAAGGACGAAGCAUACCGUUCGCUGUUUCAGGACCUGGAGAUCCGUAAAGAGCGACGCAUCAUCCUGGACUGUGAACAAGACAAAGUUAAAGACAUCAUGGAGCAGGUCAUCACUAUAGGCAGACAUGUGAAAGGAUACCACUACAUCAUCGCCAACCUGGGUUUCGUAGAUGGUGACCUCUCUAAGAUCCAGUACGGAGGAGCGAAUGUGUCUGGGUUCCAGAUCGUAGACUUUGAUGAUCCUGUGGUGGCGAAGUUUGACCAGCGAUGGGAGGCUCUGGAGGAGAAGGAGUACCCUGGAGCUGACUCACGGAUCAGAUAUACCUCAGCUCUCACCUACGACGCCGUCCAUGUGAUGACUGAGGCCUUCCGCUUCCUUCACAAGCAGAGGAUAGACAUGAGUCGUCGUGGCAACAAUGGGGACUGUCUGGCCAAUCCAGCAGUGCCGUGGGCACAGGGGGUGGAGAUUGAACGUGCCCUCAAACAGGUGCGUGUAGAUGGUUUAACUGGGAACAUUCAGUUUGACCAGUAUGGGAAGAGAGUCAACUACUCUGUGACCGUCAUGGAGCUGAAGAACAAUGGACCUGUGAAGAUCGGCUAUUGGAAUGAGGUGGAUAAGAUGGUGGUGACAAAGUCAGACCUGUACCCUAAUGACACCAUGGGAAUGGAAAACAAGACGGUCAUUGUUACAACUAUACUGGAAGCCCCCUAUGUCAUGCUGAAGAAAAAUGCUGAGCUGUUUCAAGACAAUGACCGUUAUGAAGGUUACUGCGUUGACUUGGCUGCGGAGAUUGCAAAGCACUGUGGUAUACGCUACCAGCUAAGGAUUGUGGGAGAUGGCAAAUACGGAGCUAGAGACGCAGAGACGAAGAUCUGGAAUGGUAUGGUUGGAGAGCUGGUGUAUGGGAAAGCAGACAUUGCAGUUGCUCCCCUGACGAUCACGCUCGUCCGUGAGGAGGUGAUCGAUUUCUCCAAACCCUUCAUGUCUCUGGGAAUCUCCAUCAUGAUCAAAAAGCCACAGAAAUCCAAACCUGGAGUCUUCUCCUUUCUGGACCCGCUGGCCUAUGAAAUCUGGAUGUGCAUUGUCUUUGCCUAUAUAGGAGUUAGCGUUGUACUCUUUCUGGUAUCCAGAUUCAGCCCCUAUGAGUGGACUUUAGAGGAGCCGGAGGACGGAGCGUUGCCCCUAACAACCGAGUCCACUAAUGAGUUUGGGAUCUUUAACUCCCUCUGGUUCUCUUUGGGCGCUUUCAUGCGACAAGGUUGUGACAUCUCACCAAGAUCUCUGUCAGGUCGUAUAGUGGGGGGUGUGUGGUGGUUCUUCACUUUGAUCAUCAUCUCAUCAUACACGGCCAACCUGGCUGCCUUCCUGACCGUGGAGAGGAUGGUGUCUCCCAUUGAGAGUGCUGAGGACCUGGCUAAACAGACAGAGAUCGCAUAUGGCACCCUGGACUCUGGAUCCACCAAGGAGUUCUUCAGGCGCUCUAAAAUCGCCUUGUUUGACAAGAUGUGGCAGUACAUGAAGUCAGCAGAACCCUCCGUCUUCGUCAAGAAGACGUCGGAGGGUGUCCUGCGUGUCAGGAAGUCCAAAGGGAAGUACGCCUACCUGCUGGAGUCCACCAUGAAUGAGUACAUCGAGCAAAGGAAACCCUGUGACACCAUGAAAGUGGGAGGAAACCUGGACUCCAAGGGCUACGGCAUCGCCACGCCCAAAGGAUCACCAUUAAGAAAUGCGGUGAACCUGGCGGUGUUAAAGUUGAACGAGCAGGGGCUGCUGGACAAACUGAAAAACAAGUGGUGGUAUGACAAGGGAGAAUGCGGCAGCGGAGGAGGGGAGAGCAAGGAGAAGACCAGCGCUCUGUCUCUUAGUAAUGUAGCAGGGGUCUUCUACAUCCUGGUUGGAGGUCUGGGUCUGGCCAUGAUGGUGGCUCUGGUGGAGUUCUGCUACAAGAGUCGCGCUGAGGCCAAAAAAAUGAAGAUGAAAUUCACAGAUGCAAUGCGCUCCAAAGCUCGUCUGUCCAUCACAGGAUCGACCAGUGAGAAUGGCCGUGUCCCGGUGGCUUACCUCCGUCCAGGAUUACCCAUGAGCCUCAGCAUGACUGAUCUCUCCUGACCACACCUGAGUCAGUGCCUUACAGCCAGUCCAGACACAUAGUUCCUUCCCCUCUGAAAGUAAACGGAAACGCUUGUCAUCUUCUUCAGUGACACAUCACCAUCACUGAAGCCGAUCAGCCCUGAUUUUCAAUCUGGAGUUUAGCCAAUCACAUCUCUCUGAGGACUCCUGAUCUCACUCUGUACAUCUAGCCUAGAAAGACUGGACCAAUGUCGUCCGCACACCACUUGGCUGUCAGGCGUCAGCAAAGACCUGCCCACCUAUGGAGUGAAUCUCUUGACCAUCAGCGAGUGAUGGCUGCUCAUUUACAAAUUCAUGAAACACAAGCACAGGGGACAGUUUUCUAAACCAACAUGCAUCAUUGUUUAGUAGAUUUUUUGCCAUGGAGGCUCAUCUUGUAUAGAAUUAUUAGGACAACAGUGAUGCUGACGUUAACGCAAUAACAGCAUUAACCUGGGAUGUGAUCAGGAAUCAUGGGUAUAAAGUGAGUGCAAGUGCUACGAACAAAAACUGACAUCCUGAAAAAUCACAUCCAUGAAAUAAUAGUAAUUGUGAUAGCAGAUAAUGAUAAUGAUGUUAUUAUUCCUGAUUGUUUUCCUUUUUCUGCCUGAAAAUCCCUAAUUAGUAGAGACUUUUACCAGACCCAAGAGAUGCAUGGACUGGCGCACGCACACACACACACACACACACACUCACACACACACGCACACACACUAUACACAGGGCUGGGCAGACAACAAGUGUGUAUGUGUAUAAUUUUGAAAUUUACGUUAUUAGAAAAUAAUAAGGAUUUCUGACUUUGGCGACACCUAGUGGUCACAUCAAAAACACCAGACGAAAUCACUGAGAGCCACUGGGUUAAAACAACACAGAGACUGCACAGUUUUCACUGGGAUGGACUUGGAUUUAGUCCCAGUCAGUAUUUGUGGGUGAGAAAAGGAUAUUCAAUCCUGGGAACCGCACUUUGACCCCUGGUGGUUCAUAAGGGAAGUGUGAGGUGUAGGUCAGAGGAGGAGCUAGAAGGAGCACGCUGUCAGUAGAAGUUAACUGUAGUGACGUUGUAAGGUUACAGCCGACCUGGCAUGAGUUAAAACACGAACACAACAGGUUCCACUAGUGGAUCUGUUCACUUUCAGGUCAGUUUCAGGCCCUUUUACAGGUAAGGAUUCAGUUAUUUUCCAAUAUGAUCCUGACAUGUUGUACGUGGACACACACCCACUCUUGUGCAAUCAGGUAAAGAGACAGUGUAGCUGUACAUUUGCCAGGUGAGUGAACGCUCUGUGAUGGAUGAAAUGAAGCGACCAAUGGGGAUCAGUCAGAACCGACCUGAGCAGCGGCUAGGGGGGCAGAAACUGUAGUCAUGGUCAUGAAUGGUUUCAUCCCAAAAAACUACACCUGUGGCUGCUGUUUACACCAUGGAUCUGAAUGAUUUGCUAAAAUCAUAAAUAGUUUUUAUGUUCCGUUGAUGUCACAUGUCACAUCGUGUUUUAGGCAAAUGUUUAAUGUGCUGGACCUGCAGCAGCAGUUUGCUUCCAUACUGGACACACUGGAUGUUGCUGCACUGCUCUGCAUGGAUACAAAAUGAUAUCACAUGCAUUCACUGCUCAUUCAUUUACUGAACAGGGACAACACUAAUAAAUCCUGUUACACUGAAUGCAGCAGAUGUAAUGCAGAAAGUAUUUCAUGAUGUUCAGAAAAAGGUGCUGGACUUCUACAGAGUCAGUGAACCUGCGUAUCUUGACCUUUGGUCUCUAUUAUCAGUCAAGCUCCAAAAACACACAGUCCUGCAGUUCCCAUAAUACAACAGUAUUACUUCAUAUGCCCCUUUGUGACUGGUAAAUCCCUACAUCUAUCAAACUCUCUCUGUGUUCCUGGUUUGUGGCACAGGCUAUUAAUAUAGUAGUCCCGUCAAACCCAUCAUCUAACAGCUCACAGAAGUGUUUCUGAUCCCUGUGGGUUGUUUGAUGUUUGCAGGUCAGAGGAGCCUCAUCUGACUUUACUCUCUGUUCAGACAGACGCCGCUCUCUUCCCUGACAGAUUUUAUGCUUCAUGAGACCUUCGCAGUGUAUUCAAUCAUCGGAUGUCGAGGCUCUGGCACCUUUUAAAUUAUGCCUUUUCUAUCCUGGAAAAACUAAAAAACCAGCUAAUGUUUCAAUUUUCUCUUUUCACAAUCAGUUCAAAUCUCACAGAAGAACUGACUUUAUUCAAACCAGUACGACUGUUCGUGUUCAUCCCCACUGUCUCUGAAACACCUUUAAAAGAACAAUAUGCAUGUUUUUACUAUUGCUACAUAGCUAACGAUAGCACUAACUGCUGUUUACUCACCAGUCUAGAAGAAACAUUAUGAGUUCAGCAUCAAACUUCAGCCCUUUACUCACCAACAGCUGUCUCCAGAGGUGGAAACAAACACCAAUGUUAACUCUUGUUUUGUUUCUAUUUCUUACUAGCUAGCUCUCUGAUAGUGAGUCAAGAUGAUGUGGCUGCUCAGAGGACAUAUUGUAACCUCUUGUAUUAUAAGGACAAUGAUGGCUGAAGCUCAUGUCAGGUGACAUCACCUCCACCUGCUCCUGUCAAGAAACUACAUUCAGCAGCAGAGACAACUUACAUAUCGGUCCUUUAAAGGAUGUAUAAUGAACAACCUUAUCAUCACAUUUAAAUAAAACACUAAAUCAGGGCCUUAGAAUCUGAGUUCACUUCAGUUAAACGUUUGUGAAAAUCUCCUGGCCUCAUUAAAGAACAAAAGGGUCAGCAAGUAGAUAACUGACUCAGAACAUGAUCAGUCAGAGAUCUGAGUUGUGUCCCAGUUCAGGAUCUCAUCCUUUGAGGCUGCAUCUGAAACCGAAGUUCACCUUAUGGCUAGACUGUCUCAUUUCAAAGAGUCCUUCUUUUCCUGGACCACGAAGGAUCCAAGAGGUGGAUCCUUUGUUGCCCAGUAAUGAAAGCAAACACCACCACAGAGACUGAGGAUUACACCCAUAAAUAUAAGUAUUGGUAAAAGUAAGUAUUUCAGUUCAAUUUACGUCAGUGACCCCUGAAAUGGGACACAGCUAUAGACAAAUCCAUCCAAGAUUAAAUGUUACGAUUGGAUGAACAUAUUUUGAAACUGUUAGAUGAGACGAUGUGACAUCACUAUGACAUCACCAGGGUUAUUUUUUUCUGACUUGACAACUCUCCUCCAGAGCCACAGGAGACAUGACACCUGAUUGAUGGUGUGCCACUUUAAAUACAGGUUUAUAUAAAUUACUGCCCAUCUCUGUCUAUAGGUCAACACACUAACACAACAACACACACACACAUGCACACACACACACACACAUUCCUAAUUACCUACAGUACAUCAGUACUCACUGACACACAUUAUAUCAGAUACACACUUCUUUGUACGCACACAUGCACACAGUGUUGUCAUACGAGUUCAGAAAGCCAACCGGAAGAUGUGCCAAACAGACUGAGAACCAAUCAGAGCUCUCCAUGCUCAGCCAAUGGCAGCUGCUGAUACUGAAACCUGAGCCAAUAGGGAGCUCUCACUGCUGUGAGGUGGAGAAGAAACUGUGAACAAAAAUAUUUCUUUUAAUAAAAAUACUGCACUGAUGAUGAUGAUGAUGAAGAGGAGGAGGAAGAUGAGGAUGAAGAGAACGUUUGCAUGUCACUUUGAGUUUUUUCUUUCAGAUGAACUUGUCAGCCUGAAGCUUUGUGCCUGGCUGCAUUUUAGUGUUUAAUAAUGAUAGUAAUAAUAAUGAUAUUAACAAUAUUAAUUGCAGUAUAAAUGUGGUUCUUGUUACGUAUAGUGUAUGCUUUUAAGAACUCAAGUCUGCUAUUUUCUUUCACCAGGAAGCUGUUAUUUGUGCUGCUAGUUAGAAGCUAGCUGGUUAGCUGACAAACUUCUACAACAUGAUAAAGACGUGACAAACGCCAGGUAAUGAGAAGCUGAAAAUGUCAAGGUAUCUGCUUCCAUUUCCUCUCAUGGAUUCAUAUCAGUUUUGCAAUGACCACAUGUGGUAACUCUCAUCAGAUUUUCAUGGUGUUACAAUCAAGUUGAAAUGAUUUACCACAGAACGGCUCCCAGACACGUCAACCACUGAGAGAAAUGUGCAAAUGAUCACUCUUCACUUUGCCUCUGGUACAAUUUCAUUUUCUAUUAAAUUCAUCAAUUUUGAUCAAAAUCUUGAGAGUUGUUUUUUCAACAGAGCAAAUGAAGUCUUUGAAAAAUGGGACACCCCAAAAAUCUGCUACUGAAGCUCCUGUCAGACUGCAUUUAUCUCUCUGGGGAAAUGUGAAGAUUUUAAUCCUGUCCAGAGUGACGUCUGCCUGUUUCUACUGUUUUAUAUACACAUGUAUCAUUGGCUGGACCACAAAAGCAGGACCAGCCCUAUGAUCUCAACUGACUGACUGACUGACUGACUGACUGACUGACUGACUGACUGAUCAUAUUUCCACCUCACUGAGUUGGAGUUUCUGGAUCAAACAGGUUAUAUUAGGGGGUGUUUACAGCUGCAGUGUGAAAACUUUGCUAAUUGUCUCUAGAUUUGUCUCUAGAAGAGACUUUUUUCAAACAGACUGGGUAUAAACCUGGUUCAGGUCUGGACCAUGUGUAGAUGGUGUCCAGGGACUUAGGGCUACACCUCUUGUUAUAGGCAGUCUACCGAGCCGCUCUGGUUUCCCUGCUGCUCGGGAACUGCAGGGAAGAGGAGGAGCACUUCCAACACACUGAGCCUCUCCUCCAUUACAGAAAAUAAACUAUUUUCAUUACAUGUAUCAUUAUUACUAAAGGAGGCAGAGAGAGCAGGAGAGAGGGAGGGAGAGAGAGAAGUCAUCAGUAACUGCUAAAGAAACUAGCAGAUCUGAAUAGCAUGUAAAGAACAGAAACACCAGCAACAGCAAAUGAGACAAUACACUUAAGUUACAGGAAGUGAGUUUGUAUUAACAUGUAAUGCAAAAACACCACUCAAUUCUACAAAUCAGACAGAGGCAGUUAGACAUAAAGACCUGCCUCUAAUAAAAGUCUGUUACGUUUUGGAGUUGAAGUGAAUAAAGACCCAAUUAUUGUGGAUCCCAGACGGAGGCUGUGCUCUGUGUGAGAGACAUUGUGACCUCUAACUUUCUCUUUGAGUGAUCAUUGUACAGUAAAUACAGUUGAAAUCACAGCUCAGUUUGUCUUUGUCUUUCAUUUAUGUGUUUGUUGAUUUUGUCAGACGACAUCAUGGUUAUAGAACUAGGAAUUGACCAGAGCUGGUCCGGACAUAUACAAGGUUUAGACCUGGUCUUGUUUUCAUGAAGUCUGUGCAGCACCAAUAAAUGUUAAAUGAUUAAGAACUGUAUAAUCUCACAAUAACUGUAUUGUCUUUAACUUAAAGUGCAGGUAUUUGAUGUAUAAUUAAAAACAAAGGUCAGACAAAGUUCAACCUCACUGUAACACAGGUGGUCACACUUCAAAUUAAAGCUAACUGGUGAACAAGUUCUAGAAGAA
Messenger RNA from Seriola aureovittata, 9295 nucleotides. RefSeq names its product glutamate receptor 2-like. The record is from RefSeq and is a predicted model, not a curated record. Lineage: Eukaryota; Metazoa; Chordata; Actinopteri; Carangiformes; Carangidae. Gene Ontology annotation, molecular function: transmitter-gated monoatomic ion channel activity involved in regulation of postsynaptic membrane potential; AMPA glutamate receptor activity. Gene Ontology annotation, cellular component: plasma membrane; AMPA glutamate receptor complex; postsynaptic membrane. The coding region runs from base 1177 to 3828 and encodes 883 amino acids. Gene Ontology annotation, biological process: modulation of chemical synaptic transmission; monoatomic ion transport; synaptic transmission, glutamatergic. The transcript has 19 exons.